Molecule: messenger RNA, 333 nt
Organism: Rotaria socialis
Lineage: Eukaryota; Metazoa; Rotifera; Eurotatoria; Philodinida; Philodinidae
Source: the annotation of a GenBank genome assembly
AUGAUGUCAUCUUCAAUAUUUUCAUUUUUGCAACUUCAAGUUAAUCGCUAUGUAAUACCUAUUAUUAUAACAUUGGGUAAUAUUGGGAAUGCUUUUAUUAUAAUUUUAUUCAAUAAACGUCGUAACAAUUCUUGCUCAACCUAUAUAUUAUGGGCAGCAGUAAUGAAUAGUGCUUCUAUAACAUUGUACAGUGUUAAUCAUGGAGAUCCAGCACUUUACUCUCUUAUAUUUUGUAAAUUUCAUCCUUAUAUACCUCAAGUAAUUAGUCAAACAGCAAGAUAUCUUACUAUACUUGCCUGCAUCGAUCGAUUUUUUUCUUACAAUUCAUACUAG